Messenger RNA from Numida meleagris (helmeted guineafowl), 4514 nucleotides. RefSeq names its product molybdenum cofactor synthesis 1 (gene MOCS1). The record is from RefSeq and is a predicted model, not a curated record. NCBI's taxonomy places the organism in Eukaryota, Metazoa, Chordata, Aves, Galliformes, Numididae. Bases 40 to 2070 code for a protein of 676 amino acids. Gene Ontology annotation, biological process: Mo-molybdopterin cofactor biosynthetic process. The transcript is spliced from 11 exons. Gene Ontology annotation, molecular function: 4 iron, 4 sulfur cluster binding; GTP 3',8'-cyclase activity; metal ion binding.
GGUGGCCGUGCCGGUGCCCCCCUGAGUGCCGCGGGCCGCAUGGCGGCGGCGUGGGGGCGGCGCGGAGGUCCCGCGCUCCUGCGGGGGGCGCUCGGGGCGGCGCAGGGCCGUGCGUGCAGCACCGGGGCGCCUGUGCGGGCUCCCACCGGCGCGGCUCAGGCUCAGGAACUGCAAAGCUCAGGAAGAGCACGUUUUCUACUGGAACAUGCUGCUCCCUUCUCUGCUUUUUUGACAGACAGCUUUGGGCGUCAGCACAACUACUUGCGAAUUUCUUUGACAGAGAAGUGCAAUCUCAGGUGUCAGUAUUGUAUGCCAGAGGAGGGUGUUCAGCUGACUCCUAAAUCAGAGCUACUUACUGCUCAGGAGAUAAUCACCCUAGCUGGACUGUUUGUGAAAGAAGGCGUAGAGAAGAUCCGUCUGACAGGAGGAGAACCACUUAUCCGGCCUGAUGUGGUUGAUAUUGUGGGUCAACUGUACAAGCUAGAAGGGCUGAAAACCAUCGCUGUCACUACCAAUGGGAUCAACUUAGCCAGGUUAUUGCCCCGACUGAAGGAGGCAGGACUGAAUGCCAUCAACAUUAGCCUGGAUACUUUGGUUCCAGCUAAAUUUGAGUUCAUUGUCCGGAGGAAAGGUUUUCACAAGGUAAUGGAAGGAAUCCACAAAGCCACUGAACUUGGCUACCGUCCUGUUAAGGUAAACUGUGUGGUGAUGCGAGGUUUGAAUGAGGAUGAACUGCUGAACUUCGUGGAUUUCACAAAGGAUCUGCCCCUUGAUGUGCGGUUCAUAGAAUACAUGCCCUUUGAUGGCAAUAAAUGGAACUUCAAGAAGAUGGUGAGCUACAAAGAAAUGCUUGAUACAAUUAAACAACAAUGGCCUGAAUUGGAGAAAUUACCCUGUGAAGCUUCCAGCACAGCCAAGAGUUACAAAGUGCCACAUUUCCAGGGACAAAUCAGCUUUAUCACCUCCAUGUCAGAGCACUUCUGUGGAUCCUGCAAUCGGCUGAGGAUAACAGCAGAUGGGAAUCUAAAGGUGUGCCUGUUUGGGAGUUCGGAAGUGUCCUUGAGAGAUCACUUACGGUCAGGUGCCUCAGAGGAAGAGUUGGUUCAAAUCAUUGGAGCAGCAGUGAGCAGGAAAAAGAAACAGCACGCUGGCAUGUUUAACAUUUCCCAGAUGAAAAACCGUCCAAUGAUCCUGAUUGAACCUGCAUUGAUUUCAUGCCCUCUAUGCCAAGAUGCCCUACAGAAUCCCCCAUAUUCAAAACAGUGGGGCCAUGCAUUUAGCCACUGGCUAACUUUGAGAGUAAAUUUAUCCAAGCAAAUGGGAAAAGCAUUAAUAAGACAUAAACUUACAAAACAGCUUAUCCUGCCAGGAUUUCACCCAGAGCAACAGUGGCACCUAAGGACAAGAAUUCUACAAACCCAGCUGAGAGGCUUCUGUGUCUUCCAAAAGGACUUGAGCUCCACAUCUGACACAAAGUGCCUUGAGGCUUCUCCUGUUGCCCAAGUUUCUGUGGACUGUCAGUCCAAAGAAGCAAGUCCAGGAUCUGAAUUCUCUAACAGGAAUUCGGGAUCUUGCACCAAGGUCCGUCAUGCCUCUGAUAACUUGACUCACACGGACGAGGAAGGACGGGCCACAAUGGUGGAUGUUGGAGGGAAACCAGAUUCCAGAAGAAGCGCUGUUGCUGUUGCUAUUGUUCGCCUGGGUGAGAAGGCAUUUGGGAUGGUGCGGCAGAACCAAAUGAAGAAGGGGGAUGUGCUGGCAGUAGCACAGAUUGCAGGAAUUCAGGGAGCUAAACUGACCAGCCAGUUGAUCCCUUUGUGUCACAACAUCCCUCUCAGCCAUGUUGAGGUGUCCCUGAGCCUGGAUGAGGCCAGAUGUGCAGUGGUGAUUCGCUGCUCCUGCCAGACCUGGGGGAAGACAGGGGUGGAGAUGGAGGCUCUGACAGCUGCCAGCCUGGCUGCCCUGACUGUGUACGACAUGUGCAAAGCAGUCACUCAUGACAUUGUGAUCGAGGAGGUGAAGUUGCUUAGUAAGACAGGUGGGCAGAGAGGAGACUUCUCUAGAGUCUAGAUCAUAUCCAGACACGUCCAGCCCUCUAGAUAACCACUGCUAGAACACAGCCUCUUACAGAACAGCUUUUGCUCAGCUGUAGUAAGCUUGGAGACCUCAGUAGGUGUACCAUACAACUCUCAUUUUGCCUUACCCUGUCACUUACUUCUGAAUGAACAGAGGAGCUGCUUGGCCAGCUGUUGAGUAAGCAGGUUUUUUAGAGGACAGACUUCUCUGCUCAGCCAGCAGUUUCAUUUUAGUGUCCUCCCCAUGAGGUUGAGCAAAGAUUUCUAGCUAUAGUACAGAAGGUUUCUUUUUCUUCUUGCUGUGAAAUAUUCACAGCUGCUGUCAUCACACCAUGCAACUGGUGAGCUCUGGAAAUGAAACAAGUGUUGAAAGUCCUGUUAUUUGGCAACUAUUCUUAAGUCAAGGAUUAGGAUUUCAGAACUGUUUCUGUCUGUCUGUGCCCCCAUCCCCUCAGAUGAGUUUAGAUGGUGACAGGGAGAAGAAAACAGCUCUGGGAAUUUAUCGUACAUCAGAGAUUAUAGUUAUGGAACAGUCAGGGUCAGAGGGGCAGCUCCUGUCCCUUUUCAGUGCUGCUGCUUUCCUUGCCCACAAGCGGGAAACAUCCACCUCUCAGUUUCAAAACAAAAGGAGAUUGCAGCUCCCCAGCUCUCUCUACCUUGAACACUGUGAAAAAACGUGGUGCAGAACAUAGGGUUUCUGGUGUUGGAAGAAUUAUUUUGCUGAUCUGAAAGGUAACUUUUGCGAUGUUAGAAGCAUGUUCCAGCAUUUUGACCUUGUCACUGAAAUACAUUGAGGCACUGUGUCUACAUGCAUGUCUGCAUUAAGGGUUUAAUUAUGCCACGCGUGGAAGUACAUUUCAGCUCUCCCUGACUUUAGUUGAGCUGUCACAUCAAGCCCCAGAAGACUACACUUGUUUAAUCUUACAGUGCAGCUCCUAGUAACCAGCAAGCUGCGUGAUCCUGACAGGUGAAAGUCUGUAAGGCCAGCAACCACUUACUUGGAGGAGUGGGAUUGUUGCUGUUGCCUCAGCCAGAGUGUUUUCCUGCAUUCCCAAGUAGAUUGUCACGUAGCUCUGAAUAGCUUUCAUAAUGGACUAUCCUAGAAAAGAAAUUAAUCAGCAUUCUUUUUUUCCAUACUGGUGGAUACCUUUUAAACAUUAAUUUAUAUGCUCUGAAGAAGACAUUUUCAACUUCGGUUUAUUUGUUUUCUGGUAUUUCUGGCUAGCGUGAAGCUCCAUAUGAUUCAGGGUGCUCCCUCUCAAUACGCACAGAGAGCUGAAGACAGCUCUAAGUUAAGGAGGCUACUGGGAAAUUGUCUUAAACUUUACAAGCCAUUGCUUCUCAUGGAAUAAGGUUAAACUGUGAGCAUAAGUAAAGCACACAGCACAGUCACGCACAUCCUGCUCCUUUAAAGUAAGCACAGGUCUAAUAUUAGGAGUUGGUAGGAGAUACUACAAAUGUAUUUGCUUAUAUAUUACGAAUCUCAUACAGUAGUUAACACAGAAAGCACUUUUUCCAUUGCAGGUUAAUUAGAUUAUUUUUUUCAUUGUUAUUGGGGUCAGGCACACAUAACAGCUACAGCUGAGCAAGCUUAGAAAAGCAGAGGGAUUCUGCAGAGCUUAAUAACAGAGAUGCUCAAUACUACAAACAUUUGUAUGCCUAUAUUCACUGUUAUACUCCUGAUUCCAUCAAUAUCACUAACCUGUCUGUAAACAAAUAGUGAGUCAGCUUAACGUUGUACAAGAGAUAGUAGUGAGUUUUCUCACUCAAGCACCUUCCCCAGAUAGGCACCAAGAAUUCCAGCUGACCCUGCAACCAUGAGAGCCCAUGUUCAUCUGUGGAAUUGCUGUGCACAUCUCCCCUAGUUCAGGGCACAAACAAAUCCCCUGGAAAAAUAAGUAUGCCUGUAACCUGCUAAGUUAGCUGACUUACACAAGCACUUAACUCCCCCCACCGUGCACAGCACAGCUGCCCUCCCUGCCUUCACCCAGCCUUGAAAAAUUAAUACUACAUACUUGGUAGUAAUAAAACGAUGCCUUGGGGUAUGCGAUCCUUUGGCUUCUGAGGAGUUUGCUGUCAUGCUGUAAAGCUCACAGAAAAGACAUAAGAUCACACCAGGGACUACAGAGCACAUGCAUGAUUGCCAUGCACAUCUUACCACUUACGCACAUCUCAUUACAUACUUUCUUGGGUUGAGUGACUAGAAGCUUUGGGCAAACGGACUUUGGUGCCAUUUUAUGCUCAUGUUCUAUUGUCAAGCCUUGAAACUAUGCACAUUUACAGAUGAUGAAACACAUGCUUCAACGGAACAUUUUGCAAGAGAAAUGAGCUGGUAUGUUUCAGUGGUACUGGGUGGGCAAUGGGAUAACACGAUGAAUGCUUUUUGAAAGCUUGCUUUUUUUGUCCACUGUUUUUAAUAAAUGCUCAUUGUAAUUGUUU